AAAGAUUUAUAGGUUAAGUACAAGUCGUGUGUCAAAUCUAUCAAAAUAAAAAUCUCCAGAAGUCCAUUGAUUUCCUGCGGAAAGGAUAACCAAAAUAUUCCUGAAAAAGAAAUAAAACAGCAGACAAGUCACCAGCGAAGUUACUGUUCUUGUGAUGUCUUCUCGAGUGUUGCGAAAAUUACAGGGGGAUAAAGACAUUGUGGAUGAAAUAUCUGAUACAGAAACCGACAUUCCUGUUAGUGGGGGUGCCCGACGAAAACAACUCAACAUCAAUCGCUACGAUCUGCUGAACCAACAGUCACACUCAGAGAGCGAAGUCAAGGAAGACGACAAUGAAACGGAGGCUGCCAAGUCAUGUGAAGGGGACCCAAACCACGAGGCGGUCAAGCGAAAGAAAAAGAAGAAGAAGAAAAAGUCAGGGAAACAUGUGAAUCCGCAGCGAAGCAGCGAGGACAAUGCUGAUAUCGACGAAGUCGAGAGAUCAGUUCGUGAGGUGAACAGACUCUUGGGCGAAAGCCACUUGCCUAAAACCACCUCAGCUCCUCCAUUCAACACCAAGCACGAGAAAAAUGUCCACAAUAAGAACAUUCUGUCCGUGCAACAUAAACAUUUGAACCCGAACAAUGAAUUGAAAAAGAUAUUUGGCUCAAAAAUUAUCCAAGCUGAACACAAAAGAAAAAACAGAGGGAGGGGACAUACAAAGACAACGUGGCUAGUAAGUGGUAAAGAUACGUGGCCCCAAGUGGGCAAGUCGGGACUUUCCAUGAACUUGCUCGAAAAUAAACAGGGGAUUCAAUAUUUUACCUACGAACACAGUCAGAGUUACCGCCAGAUACAGAACAGGUUUCUUGAGUCAGUUGAAAGUCUAAAUCCUGAUAAUAUUGUUGCAAUUAUUAAUGACCACCCUUACCACAUUGAUGCCCUGAUACAGUUGUCAGAUUUGUGUAAAUUGAGCGAGGAUCUGGCAAUGGCAGCUGAGUUUAUUGAAAGGGCGCUCUAUUGCCUGGAGUGCGCUUUUCACCCUCUUUUCAAUGUUGCGCAAGGAAACUGCAGGCUGGACUACAGAAGGCAGGAAAACAGGGCUUUAUACAUAACAAUCUUCAAGCACCUGACUUUCGUCGGGGGCCGCGCUUGCUGUCGAACGGCCCUCGAGUUCUGCAAGCUUCUCCUUUCGCUGGACCCCGACGGCGACCCCCUUGCCAUUAAACUAGCAAUUGACUUUUAUGCUUUACGUGCCCGCGAGUACAACUGGCUGAUUGACUUUGCUGACGAAUGGGAGACAGCAAAGAACUUGUCCCAACUCCCAAACUUUGCUUUCUCAACAGCCGUGGCCCAUUUCCACACAUCGAACGGCGAAACGGCCAAAGCCGACAGUUUGCUUCAGAACGCGUUGUUAAUGUUCCCCGGCGUACUCAUGCCUUUACUUGAAAAAUGCUCAGUGCAAAUUGACAACAGGGUAAUGACGCACAAAUUCUUCUCAGUUAACGAAAACAAACAAUCGGCCGCUCUGACACAGCUGAUCCAGUUGUAUGUGAGUAGGUGUUACCAUGUGUGGAAAGACAGCGAUUUGAUGCACUGGCUGGAACGCAAUGUGCACGCAGUGUUGGAUCGAGUUGAUAAAAAUGACCCAGUUGUGAAGGAUUAUGAGACGAAACGGGCCAAAAGGUACCAAGGCUCCCUGCCAAGGAGCAUAGCGAGACAUAUUCUGCUCUCAGACAUCAAGGAUCUAACACCAAUCACUGAUGAUUUCAGCGGACCUGUCUUAGGGUUCGAUCCUUUGCCCCCUCAAGACUCCAUCAACAUCUACACCAAGCCAAAACGGCCAACAGUCUCAAAUAAUAGUUCCAUUCCUUUAAGUAUUUUCUUCAGGUCGAUUUUGCCCAACUUUAAUCCCAAUCAGAUUCCACCAAAUCUUUUGGACCCACCGAGAGAGGAAGAUGGCGCUGCAGCUCUUCCGGUUUACGAAAACGCAAACAAUGACGCUGGAGAUUUUAGACGAAGUGUCGUAUCAUUGGUUGGGGCAAUGAGAGACUUGUUGAACAACAUAAGGCCCCCAGAAAUGGAAGUACCGAACGACGCUGAUGUUGACGAAGAUUACGACGACCUUACCUAAUAAUUAGUCUAAUUCGCUAGUGAAGAAAACACUAAACCUUUUAUUUCCUUAUUGUUGCUAUAUUCUAAAAAUGUUUAUUAUUACAAUUAUGAUAUAACCAAAUAAAUUGAUAAUCUGUC
Messenger RNA from Tribolium castaneum (red flour beetle), 2232 nucleotides. RefSeq names its product Nuclear localized protein 1 (gene Nulp1). Gene Ontology annotation, cellular component: RQC complex. The coding region runs from base 155 to 2113 and encodes 652 amino acids. The record is from RefSeq and is a predicted model, not a curated record. The transcript is spliced from 8 exons. NCBI's taxonomy places the organism in Eukaryota, Metazoa, Arthropoda, Insecta, Coleoptera, Tenebrionidae.